This is a messenger RNA of Brienomyrus brachyistius, 1162 nucleotides long. It is a transcript of the gene lgals3b, whose product is annotated as lectin, galactoside binding soluble 3b. Gene Ontology annotation, molecular function: carbohydrate binding; laminin binding; IgE binding. The record is from RefSeq and is a predicted model, not a curated record. Bases 16 to 876 code for a protein of 286 amino acids. The transcript has 4 exons. Lineage: Eukaryota; Metazoa; Chordata; Actinopteri; Osteoglossiformes; Mormyridae. Gene Ontology annotation, biological process: neutrophil chemotaxis; negative regulation of endocytosis; macrophage chemotaxis. Gene Ontology annotation, cellular component: nucleus; immunological synapse.
UGUCUGUAUUUGCAAAUGUGUCUGUUCUCUGUGUCCUUUUCCUUAAAGCUGUCUGAUGCACUGGGUGAUGACACCUCCUCUGGACAGCAGUUGAAUGCUCAGGCUGGAGCACCAGCGUGGCCCGGUCAGCCUGGUCAACCUGCGUGGCCCGGUCAGCCUGGUCAACCUGCGUGGCCCGGUCAGCCCGGCCAACCAGCUUGGCCCGGUCAGCCCGGCCAACCAAAUCAACCAGCUUGGCCUGGCCAACCUUCAUGGCCCGGUCAGCCCGGCCAACCAAAUCAACCAGCGUGGCCCGGUCAGCCCGGCCAACCAAAUCAACCAGCGUGGCCCGGUCAGCCCGGCCAACCAAAUCAACCAGCGUGGCCCGGUCAGCCCGGCCAACCAAAUCAACCAGCGUGGCCCGGUCAGCCCGGCCAAACCAUUCCAUCUGCUCCUCAGCCAUUUUCCAGCGGACCUCUGACGGUGCCAUACAACAUGGCCCUGCCCAGAGGAUGUUAUGACAAAAUGCUGAUCAGCAUCUCAGGGCAGAUCCUUCCUAAUGCUAACAUGUUUGCAAUCAACCUCGGCCGAGGCAAUGAUAUCGCCCUGCAUAUUAACCCCCGAUUCAAUGAGGCGGGGAGGCAGGUCAUUGUGAGGAACAGCCUGCAGGGGGGGAACUGGGGCAAGGAAGAGAGGGAGUGUGGCUCGUUCCCCUUUGUUCGCGGAAAGCCUUUUGUGAUGAAAAUACUCUGCACCAGUAAUGAGUUCAAGGUGGCAGUGAAUAACAGUCACCUCCUGGAAUACAGGCACAGGAUCCGUGAACUCAACUCAGUAAACAACCUCAACAUCAUAAAAGACGUCACCCUCACCUCUGUCACGGUGGAAACUCUGCCCUGAAAUGCCUCUCAGUAGAUUGGCUUACUGCACCCUGUUGAUCACAAAUCAUCGUUAGUUCAUUAAGGGUCAGGUUAAUUUUGCAUGCUCAUACACUGUCUUGGCAAAACCUAAGAAAAUUGUUUUUUUAUCAGUAAAGCAUAUAAACGGAUGCUGCUUAUUAUACUGGAUUAUAAAAAUAUUCUGAUAAUUUUCAUACAAUUUACUUAAUGCCAUUUAUUACAAAGAUUAUAUCUCCUAUUUUCCAGUAAUGUCACUUUGGAGAAAAAUAAAUGUAUGCAUGCCUCUG